Molecule: messenger RNA, 2921 nt
Organism: Xenopus laevis (African clawed frog)
Lineage: Eukaryota; Metazoa; Chordata; Amphibia; Anura; Pipidae
Gene: phyhipl.L
Product: phytanoyl-CoA hydroxylase-interacting protein-like
Exons: 5
Coding region: 780-1910 (376 amino acids)
Cellular component (GO): cytoplasm
Source: RefSeq, a predicted model, not a curated record
AGAAACAAGGCAGCCGCUGUGACACUGACAUUUGAUCUCGGCUUGAUACAUUGUCGCAACCCCGUAAAAACGCCUCCCCGACGCUGCGACUUCCCGCUGCUGCUGCUGCUGAUUUUCCAUUCACAUUCUCCCCAUGGAAACGACGUGUGUGCUGCUGCCUGGGCUCACUGGGGACUGAUGUGUCUGUGUUUGUGAGACAAGCUCCCUCCAGUGCGGGCUGAACUAUUACAUAAUAGGGGGGCUCCAUCUCCCCCCUCCAACCCCCAGCGUCCUGCCUGCAGCACUCUCUAUGAAUGAGGAGGUCUGGGAAGCGCACGAGGAAUCUGCUCACAUUUUUGGACUUGUUUUUUUCCUCUCCCUUCCCCUUUAAAUCGCCCAGAUCAGCCCGUGCGUGUGACGCUGCCACCAGCCCAUAGUAGAGAUCUGCCUGGACUCCCCCAGCUCCUCCUCCUCUUCCAGCCAGACCCAGGCACUGCAAGGCACCUCUGAGACUCUACCAAGGGAGAAAAGGGGGAGACUCUGCCAAACAAGGGGAGACAGAACCAAGGAAACGAGGAGACUGCCGAGCAGGGGAGUGGCAAGGACAAGUAAGGGGGUGACAGCAGGGGGAACACAGGGAGAUUAGACUAAAGGAGGUGUCACACACAUUCAAGGGGCAGGGGGAGCCACUGUCAAGGCUGAAGGGAGAAGCACAGCCAAGAGACAGUAGGAGACUUUAGAGGAGAGACAGCUGAGGCUUUUCCCAUCCACAAGGAACAGGCUCCAAACAAGGGGAAGACAUGGAGGUCCCACGCCUGAGUCAGCACAUCAGCACCCCGAAUAGCCCCUGCGAGGACAUGAUCAAGAACCUCAGCCUGGAGAAUAUUCAGCUGUGUGAGAGGGACGGAAAUAAAUCACAGGACAGCGGCAUUGCAGAAAUGGAGGAGCUUCCCGUCCCUCACAACAUCAAAAUCAGCAACAUCACAUGCGACUCCUUCAAGAUCUCUUGGGAUAUGGAUCCUAAAUCCAAGGACCGCAUCACGCACUACUUCAUUGAUCUGAACAAAAAAGAGAACAAGAAUUCCAACAAGUUUAAACACAAGGAUGUUCCUACCAAGCUGGUGGCCAAAGCCGUCCCACUCCCCAUGACAGUUCGUGGUCACUGGUUUCUGAGCCCAAGAACCGAGUAUACGGUCGCUGUCCAGACGGCCUCAAAGCAAGUUGAUGGGGAUUAUGUUGUGUCUGAAUGGAGUGAAAUCAUUGAGUUCUGUACUGCAGAUUACUCCAAAGUGCACCUCACGCAGCUGAUGGAAAAGGCUGAGGCCAUUGCGGGUCGUAUGCUGAAAUUUUCCGUUUUUUAUCGGAACCAACACAAAGAGUACUUCGACUAUAUCCGCGAGCAUCAUGAGAGCGUCAUGCAGCCUUCUCCUAAGGACAACAGUGGAAGCCACGGCUCUCCAAUCAGUGCCAAACUGGAAGGAAUCUUAUUCAGCUGCAACACAGAGUUCAAUACAGGGAAGCCCCCGCAAGACUCCCCGUACGGACGCUACCGAGUGGAGAUCCCUGCUGAAAAACUCUUCAACCCAAACACCAACUUGUACUUUGGGGACUUCUACUGCAUGUACACAGCCUACCACUACGUGAUCCUCGUCUUAGCCCCCAUGGGCUCCCCAGGCGAUGAGUUCUGCAAGCAGCGUCUGCCUCAGCUGAGUCUAAGCGACAACAAAUUCCUGACCUGCACUCAAGAACACGACGGCCUCGUAUUCCACCAGGCCCAGGAUGUUAUCUUGGAGGUUAUUUACACUGACCCUGUGGAUCUUUCAUGGGGCAACGUGGCGGAAAUCAUCGGUCACCAGCUCAUGAGCUUGUCAACUGCCGACGCAAAGAAAGACCCAAGCUGCAAGACCUGCAACAUUAGCGUCGGACGUUAAAAUCCCCCACCCCCCGUCCGCCAACAAAGCAGUUAAUCUGAACCCGUCCAUCCUUACCAGACAUGAUGUCCGGAAGCAUGCAAAAAUGCAGCUUUGACCAAAAGUGUACACCGAAUCUAGAACACGAUCCCCUUCGCUGCCUGAUGAAGCCUGCGACGCGCUUUUCUUUUUAGGCACCGCCCUGUAGCUCCUCUCGCAGCAAAGGAUUUAAAUAGCUUUUUUUAAAACUUACAUUUUUUAAUUACUCGUGAAGUUGCUGCUGCUCUUAACCAUGAUUCUCUGCCAACUGUCGGCUUGGGUGGCCCUCUCUGUCAUCCGAAGGGGGGGAAAGGGGUGGUGGUGGGUGGAUGUCGCUAUAUUUUUGUUGCAGUUUUAAAUUCUUCCUUUGCCAAAAUGUAAUGAAACUCUGCUUUAGCAAGGUCAGACAGACCAACGAUGGCUUUAUCGGGGUGUCUAAAUAGCAAAUAUUUUAAUCUACUAAAAGAAUCAAACUAUUGGGAUAAGUCUAAACAGCAUGAGAAAUUGUAACUGCCGCAUGACUGAGCUCUUAAACCCUAGAUAAUCCGUCAGCAUUCCACCUAGGAGUGUUUUAAAUGUUCAACGAUAUUAGCUACCGAGAAACAGAAAAAAAAACCCGCUCUCUCCCCAACAUCAUCGAUUAACGAUAGAAAAAUAUUUUAUUUGUACACGUUGUAUAAAAUAUUUACAAUCAUAUAGAAUCUAUAGAGCGCAUUUUAUUAGCAACCGUAUACAUGUCACCCGCCAUUCCUCCCUUUAUCGAAGGUGUCGACUGUAAACUUCAUAUAUAGAGUUGUGUAUACGUUCCUGUUGCUUCGAGGACUUUGAUUAAAAAAAUAAUAUUAAUAAUGUGGUUUCUGGGUUCGUACCGUAUGUUGAAAAGUCGACUCCAUAUAUUAACGGGGAAACGUCACGAAAAGUCAUAGGAUUCCACUUGCAAACGGUCUGUUUUUUUUUCUUCUUCCUUUCGAUCAAUAAAAGUUUGAAAACUUC